Molecule: messenger RNA, 1108 nt
Organism: Odobenus rosmarus divergens (Pacific walrus)
Lineage: Eukaryota; Metazoa; Chordata; Mammalia; Carnivora; Odobenidae
Gene: NMRK1
Product: nicotinamide riboside kinase 1
Exons: 11
Coding region: 97-741 (214 amino acids)
Cellular component (GO): cytoplasm
Source: RefSeq, a predicted model, not a curated record
GGGUCAGCGACAGGCGCACUUUCGGCCCGAGCUUCUGCCGCUUUGCUUGGGAGGGCUCGAACUGGCGCCCGGAAGACGUGAUUUUCAAAGCUAAUUAUGAAAACAUUUGUCAUUGGAAUCAGUGGUGUGACAAAUGGCGGGAAGACAACACUGGCUAAGAAUUUGCAGAAACACCUCCCAAACUGCAGUGUCAUAUCUCAGGAUGAUUUCUUUAAGCCAGAGUCUGAGAUAGAGACAGAUACAAAUGGAUUUCUGCAGUAUGACGUGCUUGAAGCGCUUAACAUGGAAAAAAUGAUGUCCACCAUUUCCUGCUGGAUGGAAAGCCCAAGACACUCACUGGCAUCAACAGACUCUGGAAGCACCGAGGAAAUUCCCAUAUUAAUCAUCGAAGGCUUCCUUCUCUUUAAUUAUAAGCCCCUCGACACUCUGUGGAACCGAAGCUACUUUCUGACGAUCCCUUAUGAAGAAUGUAAGAGGAGGAGGAGACACAAAGAAUACCAAUUAAUUGAAAGCUUAAGCCAACACAUCAGUACAAGGAUCUACGAGCCUCCAGACAUCCCAGGGUACUUUGACGGCCACGUGUGGCCCAUGUAUCUAAAGCACAGACAAGAAAUGGAGAAUAUCACAUGGGAAAUUGUUUACCUAGAUGGAACAAAGUCAGAAGAGGAUCUCUUUUCACAAGUGUAUGAAGAUCUCAUACAAGAACUAGCAAAGCAAAAGUGUUUGCAAGUAACAACAUAAAGAUGGACUGCACUGAAUCCUUCCUGGGAUGAAUUAGGAAACUCAAAGGAGUAUAUUUAAGAAGCCUUAGCCAAGAUACAAUAAGUACUUUGGUAUGAUAACAUCUGUUGGUUCGUUUGUUUGUGUUAUCACACAUGGUUUCCCCGACAUCUGGAACAGUAAAUCAUUAUCCACACCACCGGACAGGAAUUUACCUUAAUGAGUUGUUCUUGCUCCAAGGAGUACAGAGAGAGAGCAUAGCUCAUAAUGAGUCAGUUCCUCUGGACCAGUGGUUGUCAAACUUCUCUGAGUGGGACCCAGAGUACCAAAUAAGAUUUACAUCACAAUCCAGUAUAUAUGUAACCUAUUGUGCUUGUAUGUGUCUGUG